AUGGAUGCAGAGAAGAGAAGGAGAAAGAGAAAGGAUGAGAGAGUAGGUGGAAGAUGGCAUGAGGGCAGCAUGCAGAUUGCCCAGGACCUGACUGGCAUAUUCUUGGAUGGCUCACAGACGGAGAAAGAGAGAGAGAAGGGAGGGGUUGGGGAGCUGGGGAAAGUUAGGGCCCUCAGGAUGUUCUGUCCCACUGCCAGCCCCAGAAGCUUCGCCAUUGUGCAGAGAUCAGGGUCAGCCAGUGAUGAUCUUUUGCGGUUUGUGGAGAUGGACACCUUUAGCAGCGUGAGUACAGUUUCACUUCUGGCCCCUCAUAGCAGCAUAGCUGAACACAAGGAGAAGUUACAGCAGAAGGCUCUGCAGCAACCUAAGCAGAAGAAAUCCAAGUCGGCUGAAUUUCUGAUGGGUGAAGAGGAGAGAGCUGCUCUGGCAGGCAUAGAAAACCCAGCCUUCGAUGGAGGAGGAAGCACCGAGCUUUCCGUUCCUCCGGUUUGGCUGGGGAGAGAAAUUCGAGGUGACAGGCCAGAUAGCACCCUUGCAGCUCACCAAAAAAAAAUGGAGCUGCAAGCCCCUGCCAAAGAAAGAGGAAAUAAACGUGCCCAAAAUUACUUUGACCCGUUGUCGGCAGAGCAGACAGACCCAAGGCAUUGCAGGAUGGCUGGGGUCAGCGCUGAAGAUGAGCUGGAAUUAACAAUAUUGAAUGCUGAUGAAAACAGACUGUACCAAAGAAUGGCUGCAUUGCUGGAUGAGGACGAUAGCUUCAUAAAUAUACCUGGUACGCUGCUAGCCUCCAGGGAUGAGGAGGUGUUGGAGGUGAAGGCGGGUGAUCCGGUGCUUCAGCGGCGACUGCUGCUCCAUGGUGGUGAUGCCUCGGGCUCCAGGCCCUCCCAGGCCCAUACCAUUGCCAAAACCCAGGCUGGGGCUAGUGCUGGGCUGGAAGGAGAGGCUGGACUCGAAGCAGGGAGGAUGGUAAUGGGCAGAGAGAGCACUGUAAAAAUGGCGACAGCUAAGGAGGUGAUCCCCCACUAUACCCAGCAGCUUAGGGAGCGUGUGCGGCCUGACAUGAUCACGCUUGGCAGCCUUUCACUGCAGCAGCAAGAGGCUCAGAAGGGACCACUGAAGAGGAGUGAGUGGGCAAAGAGAAAGAAGACACUAAUGGCUUUCUUCACUGGGAAUUCAAAGGAGCCUCAUUCACAAAGACACUGUGAUGAGACAGUGAGAGAGGCACCACAACCCAGGCUGAACACACUGCUUGAAACCACUGAAAGCCCGUCACUCAGAGCGCUGGGGGAAGGCCAAGACGAAGCAGUGGCCAAAUACGGCCAGAUGACAGAGCUCCCAGAAUCCUCCUCUUCAGCAUCACGGCCCCUGUGGCAGGUGACCCAGAGCACAACUCCCCAGCCCAUGGAGGUGUGUGUCUGUUGCCUAAGAGCCACCAGAGACAAGCUACCCAGGGGCCUCUACACUGUCAGUGUAGCCCUUCACAGCCGUCUAGGGGGUCCAGCUUUGGCCUGGUGCAGCAAUAAAGAGCAGCAACAAUGGGCGGUGUCCACUGAGCCAAUCGAGCAUCGGGGUCGCUUCUAUGACACUGACCUGCACGUUAACCAGAGCCUGUUCAUGAUCCUACCUGCAGCCUGUGAGGUUGUCCCAUCCAUGGUCAUGGUAUUCCAACUGAUCGCACUACCCGGACACAGCAGCCACAUCAGCUCUGUGCUGGCCUGGGGGGCAUUUCCUGUUAGUGGACCAGGCCUCAGUCAUGUCCACGGCAGGUUCAAAACCCCUCUGCUCAGGGGGGAGCCGAACACACAACUGGACCAGUUUAAAAAAAUUGAAGCCCUCAUCUCCUCUGACCUAGACCACUGGCUGUGCAACCUGUACUUCCAGGUAAAUAGGCUCCCUUCCGGAACUUCUGGGGGGUCCGAGUGCUGCAUCACCCUGUCGUUACUCCCUCCUAACCCCCCUGUCAUGCCUCAACCUGAGGUCCAUAUUGAACAAGCCCAAGGCCAACUGCCUCUCCAGCCCCAGCCCCGAUCACAGGCCCAGCUCCGUCCUCAGCCGAUUCAUCCCCAGUCCCAGUUAUACCCCCAAAAGCAGCGGCAUGCAAGUCCCAGCAGCAGAGCAGGAGAGCCCGCUGUGGUACAUUCUCACCGGGGGUCUCCUCUCCACCUGUCAGCUGAUUCUGCUUGCUCUUCCUCAUCUCUGCCAGGGAAGAAUUUCUCCUCGGGAGCCAUUUCUGGAAACACGAGAGAGAAGAGUGAUCCAUGCAGGCAGAAAGCAGAGGGUGGGAUUCACUACAAGAAGAAGCCAAUCAAGAAGACAAAUAGCUGCGGCCCCAGCAUGAGCGGCAGCGGCGCACCGCCUCGGCAGGCAGACAAACAGAAGAUGCAGCCUUCAAUGGAGAACCUCUCCACGGAGGAGAUGGAGGAGUAUACAUUCUCCCUACAUUCAGCACUGACUGGAUCUGGCUCCUGCCCCUCACGCCUGUCCGACCGAGCCCGCCUGACCCUCCGCAUGUUGCCGUCCGAGCUGGGCCUGCCGUUGCCGCGGCAACAACAGCCGCAUAGUAGCUGGCGUGGCUCCGUUCGGCAGCUCGGCCUCAUUAUGCUGCUGCUGGCUUUGAUGUGGUUUGUGAGGCUCUACCUGCAUUACUGCAGCCAGUGGCUCUACCUCCAGGCCAUAGCAGUUCCUGUCAACAAAUUCCAGUUCUAUGCGCACACGGUGGACCUCGUAUACCAGAGUUCUUUGCUCCACACCCGGGAGGAGCUGGCGAUGGUGGUGGUGGGUCCCCUGACCUUGAAUGCAGUAACGUUCCUGCUGGUUCUGAUCAGAUGGGGCUGUCAACAGAUAUUUGGCUCACUCCCUUCCUUCACGUCAAAGUUUAUCAUGGCUCAGGGAGUGUGGACAGUCCUCGACCCCCUGGCAGUCUUUGCAGUGGACGCCGUCCUCGGGCGUCUCGCCUACAGCCCAGACACACCGGUGGGUGAUGCAGCCAAGCUUUACUGGCACUUCUAUCGAGCCGACCAAUCAGGUGGAGCGGGAGUGGUCAUCACCCUCUUCCUCUACACAGUGCUUUUCCUGCUCUCCAUCACAAUCCUCACCAUUUACCUGCUCAGAUUCCACAACGAUGGUCGCAUGCUAGACAUCUUUCAGCGGCUCACAGCCAAGGAGGGGGCAUACUUCCUGCCUCAAGACCUGGAGUUGUCCAAUCAGGAACUGAGCUACAUUGUCAAAAAGGCGGAGCAGUGGAGAGGCUUCAAUGGGGAGAGGCGCAAGGUGGCAGUCUAUGACUAUAUCUGGACUGUGGAAGACCCCUUGGCAGGUUCUGCAGCCCCUAGUGAAAGCCCAAGAGAGAGGGCACCCUCACCAGAUGGAGAGACCAGCACACAUGUGGCAGUCUACACCCUGUACCUGAGUGGGAUGAAACAAAGAUACAGGCACUUCCUCCGACAACCGGAUGGAGCUAUCAUUGAGGUGAUUGGUGACGUGGAAGUGGUGGACAAUCCAGCCAGGAUGAUGCCCUGCCCCGGUCAGGGCUCUGCCAGUCAGAGAGAGGACAAGGAAGGGUCCCACCGUGUUGAGCCAGUAGGAGGAAGUGGGUGUGGCUCCAGUUUUGCACUGCAGGACCUCAACCAAUGAUAUCAAAGCGAAGGAAGAGAUAGUUGGACCUUGAAGUAAGUCAUCCGAUCAACCGUCUGUUUUAGUCUUCGUAAUAUACAAUGCAGUUCUUGAAUAAUUAAUGUAUUAAAAACAGAA
This is a messenger RNA of Morone saxatilis (striped sea-bass), 3750 nucleotides long. RefSeq names its product orofacial cleft 1 candidate 1 (gene ofcc1). NCBI's taxonomy places the organism in Eukaryota, Metazoa, Chordata, Actinopteri, Moronidae. The record is from RefSeq and is a predicted model, not a curated record. Gene Ontology annotation, cellular component: perinuclear region of cytoplasm.